Colletes gigas is the source of this 2168-nucleotide messenger RNA. RefSeq names its product dihydrolipoyllysine-residue acetyltransferase component of pyruvate dehydrogenase complex, mitochondrial-like. The record is from RefSeq and is a predicted model, not a curated record. Bases 206 to 2002 code for a protein of 598 amino acids. Gene Ontology annotation, molecular function: acyltransferase activity. NCBI's taxonomy places the organism in Eukaryota, Metazoa, Arthropoda, Insecta, Hymenoptera, Colletidae. Gene Ontology annotation, biological process: pyruvate decarboxylation to acetyl-CoA. Gene Ontology annotation, cellular component: pyruvate dehydrogenase complex; mitochondrion. The transcript is spliced from 11 exons.
AAAGGAAUAGCUUAAUCAGAAGUGACACCAAACGUCUACAUAAGCAAUUAAUCGUGUGGAAGAUACUUUCCUCUUUAACGGAACGAUUCAUCUCAACAGAUUAUCAUUGGGAACGUUGUGAACUGUUUUUUAAGUAUCUCAAUGUACAUAUUUAUCUAGAAAAGUACAGAUAGACAGUUCUUGGCUUAAUUGCUCCAAAUCAAAUAUGGCGCAAAUGAUGAUACCUAGAAUAGCGCUUUCAUCCAUUAGAAACAGUAAUCGUGUAAUAACGCGAAUUUCUGUGCCCAUAAAAUAUCAACGAACAUGUUUUCAUACGAGUUGGAUUCUCGACGUAAAAGGGAAAGAGGUUUUAAUGCCCUCCUUAUCGCCUACUAUGGAAAUGGGAACCAUUGUCAAGUGGCUCAAAAAAGAAGGUGACAAAAUUGAACCUGGUGAUGCAAUUGCUGAUAUUCAAACUGACAAAGCUGUUGUCACUAUGGAAGUUGAUGAUGAGGCUGUUCUUGCAAAAAUAAUUGUAUCAGAAGGAACCAAAGAUAUCAAAGUAGGAACAUUGAUAGCACUUACUGUUGAAGCAGAUGAAGAUUGGAAGGCUGUUGAGAUGCCAGAUUCUGUUUCUGCUGCACCUGCAGCUUCUCCAUCUGCACCUUCCGCACCAGCUAGUGCACCUCCUGCAAGUGUUUCGGCUGAACCACCUCCUGGCCAGAAUAAUAUUAGUAUGCCAGCUUUGUCUCCAACAAUGACUACAGGCACAAUAGUAAAAUGGCUUAAAAAGGAAGGAGAAGAAAUACAACCAGGAGAUGCAGUCGCAGAAAUACAAACGGAUAAAGCCGUUAUGACGUUCGAAUUUGAAGAUGAAGCUGUGUUUGCAAAGAUUCUGGUUCCUGAAGGAAGUCAAGUUGAAGUGGGAGAACUAAUUGCUAUCACAGUGGAAAAGGGAAUGGAUUGGAAGAAUGUAGUUGUUCCAACUACUACAAAACCAGUUGCUGCUGCAUCUACUCCUGCUGCACCUACUGCACCUGCUGCACCUACUGCGGCUGCACCUGAUAAAAAACCUCCACCAAGUGGACAAGUAUACGGUUUAGCAGUAAAACGGUUGCUGGAGGAAUACGGCCUAAGUUCAGGUUCCAUCAAAGGUACGGGAAGACCUAAUCGAUUACUAAAGAGCGACGUAUUAGCUUACAUUCAAGCACAAAAUCUACAAAAAGUUGAUCUAACAGCGGCCGCACCGCCAAAAGUCGGAAAAGGUGAUGGGGACCGUGCCGCUACACCUUCGAAAGCUCAUACACCCACUGGUCGUCCUUCCGCCUACGAAGAUAUUCCAGUUUCAAAUAUACGUGGUGUUAUUGCUAAAAGACUCGGAGAAUCGAAGAGUACUAUACCACAUUCUUACGCUUACAUCGAUAUUAAAAUAGACAAAAUAAAUGAAAUUCGUAGCGAACUCAAGAUUGAUAAUAUUAACGUUUCGAUAAAUGACUUUAUCACGAAGGCGACCGCGCAUGCGUUAGUUGAAUGCCCGGCGAUCAAUACAUUGUAUCAGAAGGGUCAGAUACUACGUAUGUCAAAAGUCGACAUUUCUGUAGCAGUUGCUACAGAGAAUGGUCUUUUUACACCAAUUGUUUUCGACAGUACAGCUAAGAGUUUAACAGAUAUAUCAAAAAAUAUUAGAGAAUUAGCUGAAAAAGCUAAAACCGGUAGGCUACAACCAGAUGAAUUUCAAGGAGGAACAUUUACAAUAUCCAAUCUAGGAAUGUUCGGUAUCAAGCAAUUUAGUGCUAUUAUAAAUCCUCCUCAGACAGCGAUACUCGCUGUUGGCGGUGGCCAAAAAGAACUAGAUGCUGCUCUACAAAAUGUAACAAAAAUGUCAGCAACGUUAUCAUACGAUAGACGGGCAAUUACAGAAGACGAAGCUGCCGAAUUUUUGGCUGUUUUGAAAGCUAUGUUGGAAAAUCCAACUUUCCUUGUUGCUGGUAGAUUACGGGCUCUUAGGUAUGCACAGGAUUGACCUUUGGUUAUAUUUUAAUUCUGAGACGUUUAUUGAAAAUAGGCCUACCUUACAAAAUUUUUAGUUUUUCUCCCUAUAUUAAUUCGUACAAUAUACCGAGGGUUCUGUAACUGGUGAUUUAAAUAACAAUAUCGUAAUUUUAUAUGAGAAAAUGAAUGGAAAAUAU